Molecule: messenger RNA, 1134 nt
Organism: Penicillium olsonii
Lineage: Eukaryota; Fungi; Ascomycota; Eurotiomycetes; Eurotiales; Aspergillaceae
Source: the annotation of a GenBank genome assembly
AUGUUCAAGGAUGAGUUCUUGCAACUAGGAGAGCAGGGUGGACGCAACGCAGCCAAGCAGCUUUGGAAAUCCCUCCAGGGCUAUGUCGCGACAAACUUACCCACGAUCGCCGAGCCGAAGAUAAUGACCAAAAUCUAUCUUAACGUAAAGGGACUGGUGGACACUUACAACCGUGGUGGAAUGGCGCUGGAAGUGUCCACUAUCAGUGAAUUUAUUCGCGGUUUCAACGAGAGCGCCUCUUUCUUUGAAAUCGUGGAUGUUGGAACUGGCAAGAGCAAGGCGCAUGAUAAAAUCAAGGAGGCCUUCAAACUUUACUUAUACAACUGUCAUUGUCACCAACUCUUCCUCGGCUGCCCUUCAAAUGAUGAGUAUGCCGGCUCUCUCAGAGAAUUGAUCUCUGGGGCGAAUUAUAAGGGAAGGGUCUCACUGGUUGAAGGCCUGCCGCUCGAGAAGGAGUUCGAUGAUUUCAGGCAACAGGACUAUCGAAUCACCCAGUUCCCUGAUGUUUUCCGGACGACCAAGAUUGUGCCAAAUGUACCCAGCUGGACUGCUCCUUGGAAGAGUGCAAUUCCUUCCCGGACUUUGCUCACUCCCUCGCCAACUCAACAAUUCCAAACACCUGCGCCAUUGUCGCGAACCUCUACCAGCACCAGUGUGUCAAAUUUGGGGGUACCGUUAGCGCCAAUCACCAAUAAGCCCGAUCCGUCAGAUUUCCAGGUUGUUCGCCCAAAAGUUCUGGGCACAUCACCUCCAAAGGUUGUGGAGCGAAACAAGUACGGCCAACGUGUCGACCGACUCGAUUUCAAGAGUAUUCCUCGUGAUGACCUUAACAAGCUGAAAAAGCUUAAGCUCUGCAAUUAUCACUUUUUGCUCGGCGAAUGUCCUAACGAAGAAAGCUGCUAUCAUGACCAUGAUCGCAAAUUAUCCCGCCAAGAUCUCCAUAUUUUGUCUGCUAUUGCCCGUAUGACGCCUUGUCGUUUCGGGCUAGAAUGUGACGAUGUUGAGUGCAUCUAUGGCCACCGCUGCCCCCAGAGCGAGCCGGGUAAGAAGACUUGUUUCCGAGGUGACAGCUGUCGGUUCGAGCCUGUGGCUCACGGCAUUGACACAAACAUCGUCAAAGUCACCAAGAUCUAA